This is a messenger RNA of Zingiber officinale, 2052 nucleotides long. Its product is annotated as probable membrane-associated kinase regulator 2. NCBI's taxonomy places the organism in Eukaryota, Viridiplantae, Streptophyta, Magnoliopsida, Zingiberales, Zingiberaceae. The record is from RefSeq and is a predicted model, not a curated record. The coding region runs from base 547 to 1869 and encodes 440 amino acids. The transcript has 2 exons. Gene Ontology annotation, cellular component: plasma membrane.
UCUGCCACUACAACCAUCACGUCUUCCAGUCCUGCAUAUGCUCUCCACUCGCUUCCACGCACGCGUGCAAUCUCUGACGUUGAUCGGACGCCGCGCCCGCAAGGGCUCGCUCGCCACCACCACGUCCAUCGACGAGCUGAGCCUUGCGUCGGUCAUCUGCCGACUCGUCCUCGCGCCGUACCAUGCCAUGUUCCUCCCCCUCUCUCUCUCUCUGGCAAAGAGACGAACAGGUGGUGGGCGUCACGGUGCAGUGAAAUGGUCCACAGUGAUUAAUGAUACCAUUGCAGUUACAGGGGCUCUGUUGCAUGGUUGGAUCAUUGGACUGAUUGUUAUUAUAGAUUUAUCGGUUAUAAAAAUAUUAGCAUAAAUCAUCGGUGUUUUUUUCAUUUAAAUUUAUUUCCAAAUUCGAAUUAAAAUGAGUGUGAAAAAAAAUGGCACAGUGCGUGACAGUGGAACUGGCAGAGGUCGCUGAAGGAAGAGAGAGACACGACGACGACGAGAGUUUAAAAAAGGCAGAAAGAGGCUUCUCCUUUGCAUUUACGGACCAUGGAUUCCUUCAGCUUCCUCAAAUACUUACGCAGCGGCGGCGGCGGCGAGGCUUCCUCCCCUGCCGUUGACCUGACCGGCGCCGGCUCCACCCUCGCAGCCUCCGUACUCUGCUCCUCGGGCGAUAACGAGGAGGAGGAGGACGAUGAUAGCGGGGACGACGAGGGGCCUUUUUUCGACCUCGAGUUUGCUGCCGUUUCAGACGGCGAGGAAGAGGAUGCGUCGGAAGAGAAGAGUCUCGAGGAGAUGACUGGCGCGGGAAAGGAGGUGGAGAGGGAGUUUAACUUCGCUGUGAGCUCCGAUGGAAGCGGCGAUGGGGUGGGUUUUGAUACCUUGUCCUCCUCCGAUGACCUGUUGUUAAAAGGAAAGUUCGUUCAUUUCGACCCUUCUUCCAUCGUAGUCGCUGACGGCAGUGGUUCCGAGGCUGAUUCGAAGCCCCAGUUGCCGGCGUACUUCCUCCGGACCGCCACCAAGUUCCGCGUCUUCUUGCUCGGGCUUCGAAAGCCGAAGUUAUUGCCAGCGGAGGACGAGCCCGCCGCAGAAGUCUCCGCCUCCGUAGCGACGGAGGCAGCGGCGUCGGCAUCCCCUAAGAAAGAGCAACUCCAGCAAAAUAAGUUUUUUAUAAAGUUCAAGGUGGUGGAAGCCCCCUUAGUCUCUUUCUUCUUGAAUGACGGCGGUUCCCGCAGCACUGGCGGAGGCCGUGCAGCCAAGCCCCUGGCGGAGGAGUCAACCGUCGCUGGCGCACCGACCACGGAGGCAGAGAAGAAGCUGGUUCGAGAAAUGCUGCAGAAAUACCUCAACAAAAUUAAGCCGCUCUACGUUCGCGUGUCGAGGAAGUACGCAGAGAGGCUGCGGCUCACCAGCCAUCUACCUCCGGCUGCCGAUGCGGUGGCCGCAGAGCCUAUCGCUGCCGAGGUCGAGGCCGAGGAGACAGACGCGGAAUCCGAAGACGCACCGCCACCUCCGCCGCCGCAGGCAGAGGAAGCCGCCCCGCCGGUUACGCUGCCAGCUGAAGAAACGCUGGAGCCUUCGCCGCAACCUGUAUCGUUCGCGGUCGCGGGCGGCGGCAAAAUCCUGGCUGCAGGGUUAAGAGUAGUCUGCAAGAGGCUUGGAAAAAGCCGCUCCGCGUCGGCUGCCGUGGCGGCGGUUCCUUCGCCGCCUCCUCGCCGGCGCGACGACUCUCUCCUCCAGCAGCAGGACGGGAUUCAGAGCGCCAUCGCGCACUGUAAGCGUUCGUUCACCGUCGCGGAGCAAAGUUCCGAGACUCCGCUGGCGAGAUCGAUGAGCAAUCCCGGCGAUGGCAGAGCUGAAACAUCUACCUGAUCUAGCUCUUAAUGCUCUGUUUUAGCUCAUCUAUAUGUCUGUGUGCUAUUAGUCUCCAUGUAGAAGAAGAGAAAGACUCCGUUUUCAUCUCUCUGUCGAUUUAUUAACUAGUUACUCUACUCGUUCAUGUGUCAAUUAAUUCUCCCCAAUCCCCAUAAUGCAAAUUAGGUGUUAUGAUGCGAA